Messenger RNA from Pseudoliparis swirei, 4893 nucleotides. RefSeq names its product SRC kinase signaling inhibitor 1a (gene srcin1a). Gene Ontology annotation, biological process: regulation of dendritic spine morphogenesis. The coding region runs from base 1 to 4815 and encodes 1604 amino acids. The record is from RefSeq and is a predicted model, not a curated record. NCBI's taxonomy places the organism in Eukaryota, Metazoa, Chordata, Actinopteri, Perciformes, Liparidae. The transcript is spliced from 24 exons. Gene Ontology annotation, cellular component: cytoplasm; postsynaptic density; actin cytoskeleton.
AUGGCCCUCUUCAUGUCCCUCUUCGUGUCCCUCUUUAUGUCCCUCUUCGUGUCCCUCUUCAUGGCCCUCUUCAUGUCCCUCUUCGUGUCCCUCUUCAUGGCCCUCUUCAUGGCCCUCUUCAUGUCCCUCUUCAUGUCCCUCUUCAUGUCCCCCGGUCUCGCACAGAUUGUUUCGGGCUCCAACCACGGGGGGGCCUGUUUUCCUAAGCAAGAUCCCGACCGCGACCGCGGCGGCGGCGGUCACCUGAUCUCCACGGAUGACUUGGAGUAUCCGCGGGAGUACCGGACUCUGGGCAACAGCGCCCGGCGCUUCUCCAACGUGGGCCUGGUGCACACGUCGGAGCACCGGCACACGGUCAGCGCCGCCCAGAGCCUGGAGGCCCUGACCAACCUGCACAAGGUGGACAUGGAGCGCAAGCGGGACGCCUUCAUGGACCACCUGAAGAGCAAGUACCAGCAGCAGCAGCAGCAUCCGCACCACAGCCCGCCCUCGCCCUCGCACGCCAGCAUGAGGAGCGCGUCGGAGCGGGCCGCCCGCGACCAGGUACGCAGAGAACAACAGCCCAACUACUGGAGCUUUAAGAGCCGCAGUCCACGCCACUCCCAGUCCACCCAGUCGGGGCUCGCCGACCAGGCCGCCAAGCUCUCCUUCGCCUCCGCCGAGUCCCUGGAGACCAUGUCGGAAGCCGACGUGCCCAGCGGCUUCAACCGGAUGAACCGGUUCCGCCAGAGCCUGCCGCUCUCCCGCUCCGCCAGCCAGAAUAAGCUACGAUCUCCAGACGAAUACUCAGGCGUGCUGUUCCUGCAGUACGGCGACGAGACGCGCCGCGUGCACAUCACCCACGAGCUCAGCAGCCUGGACACGCUGCACUCGCUCAUCGUGCACAUGUUCCCGCAGAAGUUGACCGCGGGCAUGCUGAAGUCGUCCAACACGGCCAUCCUGAUCAAGGACGAGGCGCGCAACGUCUUCUACGAGCUGGAGGACGUGCGGGACAUCCAGGACCGCAGCAUCAUCAAGAUUUUCCGCAAGGAGCCCAUCUACGCUUCCUACCCCGCCGCCGCGCACCUGGCCAACGGAGACCUGAGGAGGGACAUGGUGUACUCCUCGCGCGACUCCUCCCCGACUCGCCGCCUCAACACCCUCCCCUCCUCCUCCUCCUCCUCCUCCUCGGCGGCGGCGGCGGCGUCCUCCGGCGGCUCUCCGUCGCGCACGCGCCUCUCCUACAGCGGCGGCGGGCGCCCUCCGUCCUUCGCCGGGCCGCACGAGCAGCCCCGGCACCCCCACCACCCGCCGGCCGGCCACGGCGCCAACGCCGGCCUGUCCCCGUCGCCCAGCGCCAUCCUGGAGCGCCGCGACGUCAAGCCCGACGAGGAGGUCUCCGCCAAGAACACGGCGCUGAUGAAGAGCGAGGGGCUGUACGCCGACCCCUACAGCCUGAUGCACGAGGGCCGCCUCAGCAUCGCCUCCACCCAGUCGCUGGCUGCCAUCGGGGACCCCUUCAGCUUCCCCGUCACCAGCGGCCUGUACCGCCGCGGCUCGGUGCGCUCCCUCAGCACCUACUCGGCCGCCGCCCUCCAGGGGGACCUGGAGGACUCCCUCUACAAGCCCGGGGGGUCGCUCUACUCCGACACGUACUCCUCCGCCACGCUCGGGAUGGGUUUCCGCAUGCCGCCGUCGUCGCCGCAGAAGAUCCCCGACAUGCAGCUGAGGGACAAGGACUCGUACUCCAGCUCGCCCAGCAGGGCGUCGCCCGUCAGGCAGAGCUUCCGCAAGGACUCGGCCUCCUCCUCCGUGUUCGUGGAGAGCCCCAAGUCGAGGCCCGGCUCCGGCUCCGAGCCCCUGUGUCUGACGGCCGGGCCCGGGGAGGGCGGCAGGGCCACGCCCGGCUUGGGCUCCUCGCUGUCUGGACAGGACCCCGACAUCAGCAGGGACCACCGUCUGGAGCGUAUGGAGGCCAUGGAGAAGCAGAUCGCCAGCCUCACCGGCCUGGUCCAGAGCGUGCUGACCAGAGCGCCAGACAGCGACAGCACAUGCGGCCUGCUGCGUCUCUGCAUGAUGGCGGGCUGCCCCCCGGACCAGGGGACGGAGUUCUCACAGCCAUUACCUUUCUCUUCCAGCGAGAAGACCGAAACCAACAGCGACGGCCCCGCCACUGGAACUGGACGGCUGAAGCACAAAGCUCCCACGCCGUCGGUGCCGCUCGCUCUGAUGCCGCUCGCUCUGAUGCCGCCGCCGCCUUCCAACACGACGCCGGUGAACAGCACCGGGCGCCUGCAGAUGCAGCUGCACCUGCACGGCCUGCAGCACAACGCCACCGACCUGCGCAAGCAGCUCGGCCAGCUGCGCAAAUUACAGAUAGAGAACCAGGAUUCGGUGCGGACUCUGCUGAAGCGAACCGAAGCGGAGCUGAAGGUGCGCGUGGCCGACGCCCUGAGGAAGCAGGAGGAUCCUCUGCAGCGACAGCGCCUCCUGGUGGAGGAGGAGAGGCUCAAGUACCUCAACGAGGAGGAGCUCAUCAUCCAGCAGCUGCACGACCUGGAGAAGUCCGUGGAGGAGAUCCAGAAGGAGUCGACCGUCAACCACAAGCUGGUGACGGCGCAGGAGCUGGAGGAGAAGAGCACGUUGCUGAGGAAGCUGGGAGAGACGCUCACGGAGCUGAAGAAUCAGUUCCCCGGCCUGCAGAGUAAGAUGCGGGUGGUGCUCCGGGUGGAGGUGGAGGCCGUCAAAUUCCUGAAAGAGGAGCCGCACAGGCUGGACGCCCUUUUGAAGCGCUGCAAGGCCGUCACGGACGCCCUCGCCACCAUACGCAAGCAAGCCAACGAGGUGGUGUGGAAGAAGCAGGAGGACUUCUCCAGCCCGUCAUCGAAGCACAACGACGACUCGCGGAAGUUUUCGGACUUCGACAUCUCCGCCGGCCCGCAGCUCUCCAUCAACGACCUCGGGGGAGGCAACAGCCUGUCCAACUGGAGCCCCCACGGCAGCCUGAGCCGAGGCCACGGCAUCCUGUCCGCCACGCACAAGGACAGUCACCCUCCGGUUCCCCACAAGGGCAAAGCCCUGGAGGAGCUGGAGCGCCGCGCGUUAGCUGACAAAGCGCUAUCCGUGGAGGUCCGACUGGCUGCGGAGCGGGACUGGGAGGAGAAGCGAGCCAGUCUGACCCAGUACAGCGCCCAGGACAUCAACCGGCUGCUGGAGGAGACCCAGGCCGAGCUACUGAAAGCGAUUCCGGACCUGGACUUCGUCGCCAAGCAGCUGAAGCCCUCCUCCAACACGCCGCCCUGCCAGAUCCUGAGCGGGGGCGGCGCCCAGGAGCACCGCGCCAGCAAGCCCCAGCACAAGCUGUCCGGGAAAGAGGGCGGGUCCAGGCGGGGCUCCGACGAGCUGACGGUGCCACGAUAUCGCACAGAGAAGCCCUCCAAGUCUCCUCCUCCUCCGCCACCUCGACGCAGUUUCCCGUCUUCUCCGAGCAUCACCAGUCGCAGCGGAGAGCCCCUCAUCCCUGGAAAAAGUAUAAAGAAGUCUGAAUCUGAGGAGAACGAAGGCCAGAAGCUGCACGUCAAACUGAGGAGGGCCGUGUCCGAAACCCCCCGCCCUGCGUCUACACCCCCCACACUCGCCUCUGGGGACCGGGAGGAUAGAGAGGAGGAGAAAAUCGCUGCACAAUUAGAGCUGUUUGAGAGAGUCCCGCUCAGGCUCCGCCUCCCUCUCCCCCCGCCUGUUAGCCCUCGCAGCAGGAACAGUGGUUCCCCCUGCAGACCGGACCUGCGGCCCUCUGAGGCCCCGGGGCCUGAGGGAAGCCGCUUGUCUCCCGUCCCCAGCGUCGCCUCGACGGAGCGCUCGCCGGCUCCGCCCGCCGCCUCGGAGGAUCCUGUCGGGGACGCCGAAAAUGACCCCGGAGAAGAGAGUCCCCGAGUCUGCCAGCCGGCGCCCUCCGGAGGAAGGGAGUCCUCCGGGAGCCCUCCUCGGCGAGAGAGAGAGCGCCGCCGCUUUGAGGAGGAAGCCGAGCGUAUACAGGAAGUCGCCCUGCUCCUGACGGAGCUGGAGGUCCGGGUGGUGUCCCCCGCCGAGGCCCAGGAGCUCCGCGGGUCUUUAGGGCGAGCGCUGCAGACCCUGAUCGUCUACCCGCACACCAACGAGCUCUCCGAGGUGCAGCUGAGCGGCCGGCCUCUGCUCGUGCUGCUCCGAGACGGGAACACGGUCAGGGACGCCUACAGGCUGCUGCUCUCCUUUGUGGAGUCCUCCAAGCCGGUGCCCAAGCCCCGGGGGAAAUCCUCCCUCCAGUCGUGUGGGCGGAGCUCUGUGGCGGAGGCUCUGAGGAGAGGGGCGGUGACCGGGGACAGAGUGCUGACCCUUCGUCACAACGCCGGCAUCGGGGUCCCCGAGGCGCAGCCGCCGCCCAGUGGGUCGGAGCUCUCCGUGGAGCGGUCGGGCCCGGCCGACCAGACGGGAGCCGGAGACGCCGGAGACGCCCUGCGACGCGGCGCCCGCAGGCGGAUGGACAGCCUGGAGGAGACCAUCCGAGAGCUGGAGAACACCUUGAUAGAGAUCGGCGGGCAUCCGACCGCAGAGCCGCUCCACGCCGAGGCGGCCGCGAGGAGCGGCCCCGCCCGGGGGAGCAGGAGGCCGGCGGUCCCGCCCGAGCCGCCCUCCUGCAGCGCGGCGCCCAUCCAGGGGGGCAACAGUUCGGGCGUCGAUCCGGUCCUCCACUCCUCCGCCGCCUCCAAACUGAAGCACCUGCAGCAGAACAGCACAGACAAGACGAAGAGCGGCAGGAGAGAGGACUUCCUGAAGCUCCAGGGCCAGCACCAGCAGUGAAGCGACCCGUCCGUGUCCAGCAGCCUCUUUAUCCUCCCUCUCCUCCCGUUCACCUGAGAGAGCGACACGCACAUCCAU